Messenger RNA from Adineta steineri, 300 nucleotides. The record is from the annotation of a GenBank genome assembly. Lineage: Eukaryota; Metazoa; Rotifera; Eurotatoria; Adinetida; Adinetidae.
AUGAGCAGUCAGAUACCAUAUUUGUAUACGAAUUGUAACGAACCUAUUUAUUUGAAUGUUAUUCCAAGUCGCAAAAUUAGCGCUUGGUCCGAUGCUAUGCAAUUGAAUCCUCUCAUGAUGAUACCAGAUCGUCUUCGAGAUCAAAAUCAAUAUGUCACUCAGAGUAUUUGGCCUCAGAUCGAAAACUCUUCAUAUCCUCACUAUGAUCAUGCUGGCAUGAUAAAUAAUCAAUAUCCAAUAUAUGAAAAUUCAUGGUAUAAUACCAUGAUAUAUCCUUAUACAUAUCUUACCUAUAAAUGA